Molecule: messenger RNA, 753 nt
Organism: Procambarus clarkii (red swamp crayfish)
Lineage: Eukaryota; Metazoa; Arthropoda; Malacostraca; Decapoda; Cambaridae
Source: RefSeq, a predicted model, not a curated record
ACACCCUUAGAUUCGUCUCCCUCCCGCAGAUACUGCAGGUGCUGGUGGCGGUGUUGCGGUCGCUGCCAUCCUCCUCGUACUGGGUAGAAAACCUUCUGGUGGACUUCGACUGCGGUAACCUGGCGGACACGAUGGACAGUAUAUGUCUCACCUUCAACGAAUACAACGAUACUCAUCUGCACUAUGCGGCCAGAGCGGUGAGAUCGGCGAGUGGUGAGGCUCCAGCAGCCACUGUGACGAUCCUGGACCCCAGAAGCCAUGCCGGGCUUCCUCAUGAACAAGCCACACACCUGUCCGGGUUCGAUCAGUUGUACCAUGCACAAGUCAGGCACCUGGCCGGGCUUUCUCAGCUGUACCAUGCACAAGCUAGACACCACCCCGCUGAGGACAUCACUCUUGUUGACCAAGUUAGCACUGAUGAGGAUCGGAAGAUGGCGUUGCUGAGCCGCCAGGCCGCUCACACCUUCGUCAAGACACAGACCCGCCGCCAUCGCCGUCAAGCCAACACAGACAACCAUGUUCGCUUCAACAUUCAGGACGAGUGUUGCAAUUAUAUGAGACCCAGGACCUGCGUCCUGGAGGAGAUCACAGAGUACUGUGUCGAGCCGGAGGACGGCGCCUUGCUCACCUGGUGAGGUGAGGGAGCCUCCAGAAGCCAUACUACCCGGCCCAAGGGGGGUAGAAAUAGCCUAAGCUACUCUAUCCCUUUGAGAUGUAUAUUUUCUUGUCUCAAUAAACAUACUUGAACUUGAA